Molecule: messenger RNA, 887 nt
Organism: Daktulosphaira vitifoliae (grape phylloxera)
Lineage: Eukaryota; Metazoa; Arthropoda; Insecta; Hemiptera; Phylloxeridae
Exons: 6
Coding region: 97-672 (191 amino acids)
Source: RefSeq, a predicted model, not a curated record
UCUUAUUUUAAAGUCAAGCACUCUCAAACGUUUACCAAACGAAGCAAAAUUUAUACAGUCCAUAGCAUUAAUAUUAUUGUAACAUAUUUUAAUAAAAUGAAUUCACAUAUUAUUGUAAUAAUUUUUUUAAGUCUUUGUUUUGCAUCUAAUUUUUCUGAAUGUAGUAGCUCUGGAAAAAAUAUUAUAAACUCAACUUUUCCGAAUUUAUCAGAGAUAGAAGAAAUACAGGAAUCUAGCAGCUCCGGAGAAUAUAUUGCUGUAUCAGAGAUAGAAGAAAUAGAGGAAUCUAGCAGCUCCAGAGUAAAUAUUAUAAAACCAACUUUUCGGCCUUUAUCAAUGAUAAAAGAAGUAGAGGAAUCUAGCAGCUCCGGAGAAAAUAUUGAAAACUCAGAUUAUCCGAAUUUAACUCCCCAGGAUAGAGAAGAAUGUAUAAUCCAAUUUAAUGACAGAGGUUGUAUUGAUCGAAACAAUCUCAUAGAAUUAUUAAAUAAUAUUUCAUCGGUUAAUAAAAAAUUAAAAACACAGGUUUCUACACAAAUUAUGAAUAUGCCAGAAACCAAACGUUUUAGUCUAUCAGAUGUGUUUAAAUAUUUAAAUCUUCAUAAAGAAAAAUCUCCUUUUUAUUUAUCAAAAUUAUUUUUAUGCAGAAGUUUAAAAAACAUAAUAGACUAAAAAUUAUUGUUAAGACAGCAUGCAACUCAAAGACAACACCAUGGAAUAUUAUGAAUUAGAAAUAAAUUUUAGUUGUUACAAUUUAAUCUUAUUUAAUAAGAUUAAUUAAACUAAAUAUAAAAUGUAGUACUUAUAAUUAAAAAAUGAUACAUUUUAGUUUUGUGUAAAGAAUAAAAUUUAAAAAAAUAAAACAAAUAUAGUAUUGUUCAUCAUUA